Molecule: messenger RNA, 1062 nt
Organism: Acanthamoeba castellanii str. Neff
Lineage: Eukaryota; Discosea; Longamoebia; Acanthamoebidae
Exons: 5
Coding region: 1-1062 (353 amino acids)
Source: RefSeq, a predicted model, not a curated record
AUGGAUGAAGUGUAUGAUGAAUUUCUGGGAUCAAAGCAGCUGCGCUUCUUCCAUCCCGAUGUGUCACGCCGAACCGUGCUCGAAGUAGAGAGGGAGCAGCGACUGGACCUCGGCUUCAAGGUCAUCCAGGUGCUCGAUGAGGCCAUCGCGCUGGGUCGUCAGCUCGGGCUUCUCAAAGGCCCAGACACGCCACAAGCCGAGCCGACAACCACAUCACCAUCGUCAUCAUCAGCUGAGGCUCAGUCUACGAUGAGGCCAGACGAUCCCAGCAGCAGCGAGACGGUCCCUGAAGCUGCGCCACCACGGCUGCGACCCUACGCCCGGGCGGCCUCGCUAGCGGAUGUGCGGCCGGGCAUGCUGCUGGUGCCGCACCCGCUGCUUCUCGACCCCUUCUGGCAGCACACCGUCAUCCUCGUGCUCAGCCACUCGCCACUCACCGGCGCCUCCGGUGCCGUCAUCAACCGACCAGAGAGCCGUUUGUUUAUGCGAACCAAGCGGCCAGCGGAUGACAAGGAGCCGGAGAAGAAGUACUUCAAGGCCUUCUACGGCGGCCCCGUGGGUCUGUCCGAGCUCUACUGGCUCAGCAAGGCCGAGCCGACCUCGCUCCCGCCCGCCGAGGAGGUCUACCCGGGCCUCUACCACGGCCGCAGCAUGGCCCUCUUCGAUUGGAACCGCGAAGCCGACGCCGCCGUCGGCGACGAAGCGGCCGCCACGACCAAGCGAAGAGGGAAAGGGGAGAAGAAGGAGAAGACGAAGGAGAAGACGAAGAUGAAGGGGGAGGAGGAGAAGGUGAGCGAGGCAAAGGGGGAGGGUGGUGCGGCGAGGAUGCGGCCGCCUCUGUUCAGUGCGACGAGCAUGCCACCGGGGAGCGUGGUCGAUGUGGCCGACCGCGACAAGCAGUCGCAGAUGUGGGCCGACGUGCUGCGCGACAUGGGCGGCCGCUACGCUCCGCUCGCCAAGUUCGCCCUGCCCACUCUGCCUCCCGGCGGCGGCGACGAGGAGGACCAGGAGAGCCUUCACGGAGAUGAAGGUGACGACGAAGAUGAAGACGACGAGCGCUGA